Colletotrichum truncatum is the source of this 918-nucleotide messenger RNA. RefSeq lists its product as uncharacterized. The record is from RefSeq and is a predicted model, not a curated record. Lineage: Eukaryota; Fungi; Ascomycota; Sordariomycetes; Glomerellales; Glomerellaceae.
AUGGCCGACUACAAGGAAGCGAUUGCUCAGACUGCCGACGCCCGAACAAACCCACGUGAGCAACCUCCCGCUAAUGACUACCACAAGUCGCCCAACGGUCAUGACUUUAUCGCCCUUGAUGGGCAGACAACCACUUCGAAUCACUCCACAGACGCGAUUGGCACAAUGGCCAAGUUUCCCCCAACAUUUCGUGGCAAAGACACAAGACGCAAGCUCUUUCCCAGCACAUACUACUUCGAUCUCAGUCCACCAGACGAGGAGAAUAGCAGAUCGUUCAGCAUCUCUUACAAAGAUUCGGGAAGCAUACUCCGAUGGUUCUCAAGUGGAUUUGAAUUCCAGCUUCAUGACGGCCCAUACUCAUCUGGUCGUAUGUUGGCAACAGUCACUGGAAAGCUUCGCGUUGCAUACGGAUUCUCUGGCAAUUUGGUCACUGUGACUCUUCCUCCCGUGGAUGGCUUACCGGAAUACCAGCAGACGCUCGAAAGUAAAGAUAACCACAUCGAUGGAACCUUCAAGACCAUUGCCUUCCAUGUGGAUGUCAACGGAAUCACUGAAACCUUUGAGUGGAGACGCUCAAGAGGCAAUGAGACUAGACACGCUAACUCAUGCAAAGCUGGAUUCAAACUGGUCCAGACGACAAGCUUCAAACCAGAUGCCGGUGGUAAACGAAAGGUGCGAGACUUUGGCUCAAGCAGUGAUGGCGGGGAAAUCCUGGCCGUAGUCACGAACAACAAGACAAAGUCAAUCUUCAGGUAUUCGGAAAGUCAAUUCAGGAUCAGCUUCAUGGGUAGAGGGCUCACAGGUGCUCUGGGGGAGAGAUGGGAAGUCAUGGUGGCUGUCACAGGCCAUUUGGUUUGGCUUGCUGACGUGAUUUCUUCCCAACUGGGCAUGGCUUUCUUUCCCUUGCUACUGGUAUAA